Molecule: messenger RNA, 2754 nt
Organism: Chelonoidis abingdonii (Abingdon island giant tortoise)
Lineage: Eukaryota; Metazoa; Chordata; Testudines; Testudinidae
Gene: GPR157
Product: G protein-coupled receptor 157
Biological process (GO): adenylate cyclase-activating G protein-coupled receptor signaling pathway; cell surface receptor signaling pathway
Cellular component (GO): plasma membrane
Molecular function (GO): G protein-coupled receptor activity
Source: RefSeq, a predicted model, not a curated record
CACGCGUGGCCCGGGCAGGGCUGAGACAUGCAGCGGCCCCGGGCAGCCGGCGCCCGGCUCACAUGAUGCGCUGCGCGGCGGGGGCCGGGCCGAAUCUCGGCGCUGGGAGCCCGGCAGAACUUUCUUCCCGCGGUCGCCGCCUCCCGGCCGGCCUGGCGCAGGGAGCCGCUUCGCUCUGCAGCCCGCUGGCGGCUCUUGCUUUGCCGCCCCCUGCUCAACUUCCUCCGCUCGCUCUUCUCUCAUUUCUUCCUCAGCUGCCUCCCCCUGGGCCGGGCCCCCUUCUCCUGGGCUCUCCCUCCAGCCUUUCAUUCCCCUUCUGCUGACCUUCCUUCCUUCCUUCUUUCCCUCCCCCAGAUCCUUCACCCCCAAACACACACAUCCCCUUCCCCUUCUCUCCCCACCCACCCCCAUGCCCCGCUCCACCAUGCUGAUGGGGACCAUGCCCCCAACGGAGGUGUACCCCUCUGAGCGGGUCAUCGUGCUGCUCUCCUGUGCCCUCUCCUUCCUGGGCUCCAGCCUCCUGGUCUUCACCCAUGCCCUUUGGCCCGAGCUGCGGACCCGUCCCCGGCAGCUCCUGCUCUACCUGUCCCUGGCCGACCUCCUUUCGGCUGCAUCCUACUUCUACGGGGUGCUGCAGGACUUCGACUCGACCUCGUGGGACUGCGUGCUGCAGGGUGCCCUAUCCACCUUCUCCAACACCAGCUCCUUCUUCUGGACCACGGCCAUUGCCUUCUACCUGUACAUCACCAUUGUGAGGGGCGCGCCAACGGGCACUGGCCUGCUCUGCUUCUUCCAUGGCAUGAGCUGGGGAGUCCCACUUGCUAUCACAGUGGCUGCUGUCGUUCUGAAGAAGAUUGGCUAUGAUGCGUCAAACGUCUCUGUGGGCUGGUGCUGGGUCAACCUGGAAGCGGCAGAUCAGGUCCUGUGGAUGCUGUUGACAGGGAAAUUGUGGGAGCUGCUGGCGUAUGUGAUCCUACCAGUCCUUUACAUCCUCAUCAAGAAGCACAUCAAUAGAGCGCAUGCGGCGCUCUCUGAAUAUCGCCCCAUACUAGCCAGGGCUCCUGCCUUUCAGCCCAGGACUUCCAUAGCAGAUAAGAAAUUGAUCCUCAUCCCUCUCAUCUUCAUCUUCCUCCGCAUCUGGAGCACUAUCCGAUUCAUCCUGACCCUCUGCAGCUCCCCUGCCGUGCAAAAUCCAGUCCUGGUGGUCCUGCACGGAAUUGGGAACACGUUUCAGGGAGGUGCCAACUGCAUCAUGUUUGUCCUCUGCACCCGUGCGAUCCGGAACCGGCUGCUCUCUUCCCUUUGCUGUGGUCACUAUGGAGGCUUGCAUCAGCCUUCGCAGAGCCUAGAGAGGGGUUACCAGCGCGCCAAACCCCCCAAGAACACAGAGGCUGGACAGAUGAAUGCCGAAAUCACAAGCACAUGAGUCUUGAAUCUCCGCGUCUGAGUGUGAGAUUCCAUCAUUCUUGUAACGGAAGUACCACCAAGUGCCUGUAGAGGGAGAUAGAGGCCUAAGGAAAACAAAUUCUCACUUGAACAAUUAACGUGCAGGAAAUCUCGCUCCAUGGAAUUCAGAUGCCAGCUGCCUUAGUUCUUCUUUCAAGAUUUCCAGGAAUGUGCUACCAGGUCACACCCUGACUUCCAGUCUCAUCCUCAUGCCCCUUCUGCAGAACUUUACAAAUUGUUCCUGACUUCUGAUUUUCUGUUUUACUAAGCGGAUUUUUCACUGUGCGGCUGGGGUGGGGGAAUAUCCCCAACGUUCUGAAGACUCCAGGAGCGUUUGCGUGGAAGCACCUUGGAUGUGUGACAGAUUUAUCAUCUGUUUCAUGAGGCCUUCAAGGGGGCUCCUGCUUUUCUAUGCUUCAGAUGGUGGAUGGGGGACGAUAACUUGGCAAAGUCUUUCUUUCUUCUCCUUGGGGUGGGGAUGUGUCUUGGAUGUUUUGCUCCUUUUCCAGGGCCAUAGCAGCUCGUUGUCCCUCUGGAUUUGGGAUGUGAAUGAGCUUGGAUGGCCGCUUGACGAAAUCAUGGCUCUGUGGACAGUUUGGUACUGAGGGUAGGUAAGUGGGCGAGUGUAUCAACCUAGCCAUCCAGGCAGAACAACUCCCGAAGGAGUUAGCAUGGACAUACGGACACAUUUUACUGCACAAAUCCUAAAUCCAGGUUUUCCGUCCUCCAAGGCACAGUCUGUUUUUAUUAAUGCUCCCCUUCUCCCACUGUGGUUUUUAAAAUCACAGCUUGCGCUUUAGGAAAUGCCAUCUCUUUUAAAACACAUCCCGUUUACCGAUCCUCAACUUUCCUUUCCUCGUGCACUUCUGAAACCCUUUAUCUUUUUAACAAAGUCCUCACCGAAUUCCUGUCUCUGUGUAUGGACAGUGGUCUCCUUCCAGUGCAUUUUUUUUUUUAAUGGAGAUGUUGUUAUUCAGUGUGUGAAUACGGCACAGAUUGGUCUGCCAAUACCACUCCAGGCUGGGUCAGGGGAGGAGAGAAAUCGUAUGACAAUGUUUUUACAAGUUCCCAGCGUGUCUGUAGUUUUAACAAAUGAUUGUCUAAGGCAUGUACAGGGUGACUAAGCACAAAUCAUCCAUGCCAAUAGUAGAUGUUGCUCUUCCAGAUUUUGUUUUUACUCGGAUAUUGAGCUCUCACCAACAUGGGGUGGAGCCUGCUGAGCUGUUUGUGUUGGGGGGGGUAUUGGUUGAUGUCACUUGGAAUGUCCACUGCCUUCUUGGUAGAAAAUUAAAGGACUGUGUGAAACGA